AUGCUCAAAAUACACACACACACUCUCUCACUCUCUGUCUCACACUCACACACACUCUCUCACUCUCUGUCUCACACUCACACACACACUCUCACUCUCCCUCAUGCAAUCUCGCUCUUUCUGACAUCCACACCACACUCUCACUCUCUCUCACACACUCUCACUCUCUCUCACACUCUCACUCUCUCUCACACUCUCACUCUCUCUCACACACAUACCACACUCUCAAUCUCCCACACUCUCUCUCUCACACACACACCACACUCACUCUCUCUUACACACUCUCACUCUCUCUCACAUACAUACCACACUCUCAAUCUCCCACUCUCUCUCUCACACACACACCACACUCACUCUCUCUUACACACUCUCACUCUCUCUCACACACUCUUUCUCUCACACACAUACCACACACUCAAUCUCCCACACUCUCUCUCUCACACUCUCACUCUCUCUGUCUCACACACUCUCAUUCUCUCUCACACUCUCACUCUCAAUCUCCCACACUCUCUCUCUCACACUCUCACUCUCUCUGUCUCACACACUCUCAUUCUCUCUCACACUCUCACUCUCUCUCACACACUCUUUCUCUCACACACAUACCACACACUCAAUCUCCCACACUCUCUCUCUCACACUCUCACUCUCUCUGUCUCACACACUCUCAUUCUCUCACACUCUCACACUCAAUCUCCCACACUCUCUCUCUCACACUCUCACUCUCUCUGUCUCACACACUCUCAUUCUCUCUCACACUCUCACUCUCUCUCACACACUCUUUCUCUCACACACAUACCACACACUCAAUCUCCCACACUCUCUCUCUCACACUCUCACUCUCUCUGUCUCACACACUCUCAUUCUCUCACACUCUCACACUCAAUCUCCCACACUCUCUCUCUCACACUCUCACUCUCUCUGUCUCACACACUCUCAUUCUCUCUCACACUCUCACUCUCUCUCACACACUCUUUCUCUCACACACAUACCACACACUCAAUCUCCCACACUCUCUCUCUCACACUCUCACUCUCUCUCACACACACACCACACUAA
Messenger RNA from Hypanus sabinus (Atlantic stingray), 1056 nucleotides. RefSeq lists its product as uncharacterized. The record is from RefSeq and is a predicted model, not a curated record. The coding region runs from base 1 to 1056 and encodes 351 amino acids. The transcript is spliced from 2 exons. Lineage: Eukaryota; Metazoa; Chordata; Chondrichthyes; Myliobatiformes; Dasyatidae.